AUGAUUAAAAAUUUAUAUUGGCUUAUCCUAAUUUAAACAAUAGUGAUUAUUCUUACGUUUAAUUUUUCAACUAAUCUACAGAUAAUAGAUGAAAUAAAGAAAAUAAUCAAUCAAAACGAAACUAUUACUACGCAGAGCCGAAAUAUGAAAAUAUGUUAAGAUGAUAUUAUUCCAUAAGCUAAAAUUAUAUCAGAAGCUUAUAAUAAUUUUUUUGGAGGAAAGCACUGGGGUUUCCUUUUAGUUUAUCCAAUUAUGCUUAUUUAAAAACAAUUGAAUAAAGAAAGUGAUUUUUAUGUAAUUUCAGAUUAUACUUUUUAGAUAAAAAUGGCCUUUUAUUUUCACUUGAUUUAAUACCCUUUUUUGGCAAUUUUCACUCAUUAAAUCUCCUUAAUAAUAGGAGAAUAUUUUGGUAAAAAAUAUUAUAAUAUUUAUGCUAGCUUAAUAGAUAAUACCGAUUAAUAUUUGCUUUGGGAUUUUUUUUUUAAACCUCUGUUUCUUUUUAAUUAACUCGCAGUUAUUGGGAAUAUAAAUUAAAAAUAAAAGGAAACCUUUAUAUAUUCUAUUUUUUUUAUUUGUUAUAAACGGAUUAUAUAAUAUAAUCACUUUAAAACAUCAUAAUUGGAUACCGUAUUUGAUAUUUAAUGCAUAUAUUUAAAUCUACUUAAUCCAUAUCAAUUCCAAUUUGUUCGUGGUAUUUAUAUCAUUUCAUUACUUAAGUGUAAUCAAUACAAUAAGCAUAAGCUUUUAAUAGAAAUUCUUUUUGAAAAAAUUUCUCUUUUUAAUGGAAAUUAAGAUAAAGAUUAUUUUUAUAUAAAUAAAGAGGUAUUCUUAUUUUUUGGAAUCCUAAUAACUCUUUUUUAUAAUUUCCAUUAAGCAUUAAUGCAAAUGCAGGUUUUAGCUACUGUAAUAUUAACAAUCGUAGCAUUUUUGAUUUUUAUAAUUUGGGAUACCUCAUUAAUAGUAUUAUUUAUUUGUAUGUAUUUAGUCUUCAAAUUUUACAAAUAAAAGUCAAUGGUUAGCUGCCGAUCUAUUUUUUUUAGAUUUAUUUUUGCCCUUUAGGAAUAUUGUGAUGUUUUUAUUAAUAGAAUGA
Paramecium octaurelia is the source of this 1090-nucleotide messenger RNA. The record is from the annotation of a GenBank genome assembly. NCBI's taxonomy places the organism in Eukaryota, Ciliophora, Oligohymenophorea, Peniculida, Parameciidae.